UCUGGUGAUAGAUACCUCGAAUAACGGCUUCGAUGGUGUUGGAGAUGGUGGCAGAAGAAGGCGGCGGGGGCGGGGGCGUGGCGGCCGCGGUGUCUCGCCGUCAGCUCCUGCAGCUCAGGGAGCGAAGCAGAGGACAGGCCAGGCAGCUACUGGCUACUAAACGACGCCUCAAAAAUCAGAUUGAGCUGGCUGGGCACAUCCACGAGGAACGAGACGCGAACUUGCGUUCGAUCAAAUCUCAGCUCCUGCUUCUGGAGGCGGGCCUCCGGAGACGACAAGAGGAGCUCGCAACUGUGCUACGCCAGAAGGACCAGACUAUUCGUGACCAACAAAAAUUAAUCUUGACUCUUGCUUCUGUAUUGAGUCAAGUCACCGGGCACAAAAAGAUAGUGGAAGUUUUGUGUCUUGCCUCUAAAGAGGAUCCAUCAGUUGAUUUAGUUAAAGUUCUCAAAGAUAUUUUAGCUUUCACUCCUUGUUUAGAGAAUGACAACAGAAAUUCUAGGAAUUCGUCAGAUCAAACGCAAAAUGCACCUACAACAGAGUUAAACAAUGUCCUAAAUCGACAGAAAAAUACAAAACGCGAGAAGCGCAGAAAUGUACCUUAUUCUGAGCGCAUAAUUAAAGAAGAAACAACGGACGAAGCUAAACCAAACGAUUCUACAUGUGAUACGAAGCCCGACUCUGACAGCGUAACUGACACGGACAGCGCCAUUAUGCUCGAGGAUACCUGCUCAGACUCGUUAGUGAUACUACCCUGUAUGCGUGAUGGAGUUAAAGUAAUCCGCAGCGUUUCAGAUGCUUUAGAGUGUGCUUCGAGGCCUUCACAACUUCCUGCAGAUACCGUCGACUCGGCUUCCAUCACGCCAGUCAACUCCUGUCCAUCGUCACCAAAAAUUGCAUCUGGCUCAUCCAAUAGUUUUCCUUCGAACUCCACACGCAGCUCGCUGUCGACCACGCCCUCGUGUUCGAGUUGCAGCGAAGACAGCGACGACAGUCCCAGUAGCACACUCAGCAAGAUGCGGUCGUUAUCUAGGGAAACGUUACUGAACAUUAAUGAAGAUCACUACAGUGCCGAGUUUGAUAGAGCAUCCACAAACGAAAGGAAUCACGUCAAAACUGCUGCAGCCGACGACGUCACGAUACAACCUUUAAAUGAAGAUCACGAUACCUCUAGUGUUUCCGUGGAUUGUGAGUCUAACUUAUCGAUAGAAGAUACGAUGGCCUCGCCUACCUAUGGAAGUGAUACAACUAUCAGCGAUGAGACUAGUGAUACAGAAGGACCCUUAGAAAAUGAUUUAAAAUGCGAGUCACGACUGAAUCUGGAUUCAGCUCCCGAAAGACGACUACUGCUUGGGUCUUCAGGGAAGACUGAGGACAGUGGAUCAAGUCCCUACGUGUACAAAAAGAAACCGGACGAAAUCUUUCAAGUAACAUACAAUCGAGUAAUGAGCAAUCACAGAUCAGUCACUAAAGUCAAAGACGUUAAAUAUAAGCGAAUCAACAAAGCAAAAUCGAGGUCACUAGAAGAGUUAAGGGGCAAAUUAAAAUUACGAGAAGGAAAACCUACCAUAUCAAUGAGUAUUGGUCAUUCCUAUGCUUAGAAUUGUCAUUGCUAUCUUUGAAAUUGGUACGACGAGCUCUAGAGGUUUUACCACAGUUCCCAUUUUGUAAAUAUCCCUGCGCACCAAAGUAUUAGUAGUAAAAAGACGAAUAGCGACAGCGCAACAAAGUAUAUCUCGUGAUAGACUUUCCCUACUUGUUUGUACAUAACUAUGAAGAUUAUAUGAAAUCACCGUAGUCAAUUUUAGUCACACUAGAUGUAGCAUUUUUAUGUGCAAUAUUUUGUAUUUUGAUAGUACAGAGUUAUUCUAAAUGAUUUGCCCAAU
Hyalella azteca is the source of this 1886-nucleotide messenger RNA. RefSeq lists its product as uncharacterized. The record is from RefSeq and is a predicted model, not a curated record. The transcript has 3 exons. Bases 33 to 1601 code for a protein of 522 amino acids. Lineage: Eukaryota; Metazoa; Arthropoda; Malacostraca; Amphipoda; Hyalellidae.